Mesocricetus auratus (golden hamster) is the source of this 1464-nucleotide messenger RNA. Its product is annotated as PRAME family member 12-like. The record is from RefSeq and is a predicted model, not a curated record. Bases 1 to 1464 code for a protein of 487 amino acids. The transcript is spliced from 3 exons. Gene Ontology annotation, biological process: negative regulation of cell differentiation; negative regulation of DNA-templated transcription; positive regulation of cell population proliferation. Lineage: Eukaryota; Metazoa; Chordata; Mammalia; Rodentia; Cricetidae. Gene Ontology annotation, cellular component: cytoplasm.
AUGGAUACCCAGACCCCACCCACACUGGAGGAGCUGGCAAGACAGGUGCUGCUGAAAAAUGAGGCCUUGACCAUCUCUGCUCUGGAGCAACUUCCCAAGAUGAUCUUCCUAGAUCUGUUCCAGGAGGCCUUAAGACAGAGACUCCCUAACAUUGUGAGGGCUAUGAUGGCAGCCUGGCCUUCUCUCUACAUCCCUAUGGGGGUCUUGAAGAUCUCCACCAACUGGGAAGUAUCUUCGGCUAUGGACAAAGGACUGUGGGACCUGCUGACACAGAAAGAUCACCCUGUGAGGGGGAAUCCUCUAAUACUCGAUUUUCGGGAUGUAAGCCAUGAGUUCUGGACUCUAAAGGUUAGAACAGAAGAUGGGGCUGGCUCAGCAGAGACUGUGAGUGAGAAGCAGACAGUGAAGGCCCCUCCCAGAUAUGAGCUGAGACAGCGUGUGAAGUUGAUAACUGACCUCUACUCCAGGUUCCAACAGGAUCUAGAAGGAACAGACUUCUUGCCGGGGGUUCUGCACACAAAAGAGUCCCUACGGAUGUGCUGUGUGAACAUGAAGAUUGUAUACUUGUGUGACGGGUCCACAGAAAGGAUAUUCCGUGGAGAUCAUAUAAAUAUUUUCCAAGGAAUUAGGACACUGCAUUGCAUUGAGGUAUUAGAACUCACCAUAGAUACAAGUUUCAGCAAUAUCUUACGAUUUUAUCGCUACUUCUCAAGCAUGAAAAAUCUUCACACACUUUCUCUAGUCUUGAUGGACAAGAACACAUCUGGGUUUUACAUUUUUUCAGAGUUCAAGGGGCUUAUCCACAGUCUUAUAUCUGAGUUCUCCAACUUCCGCAGUCUCCAGCAUCUCUGUAUGAAUGGCAUCUGUUUUCUCAGUGACCACUUGAGACACUUGCUCAGGAGCCUGAAGAAUCGCCUGGAAACCUUCUCUGUCACUCACUGCCAGCUGACUCGGGCAAACUUUUAUCAGUUGUCACAAUGUCAGCUCCUCUAUCAUCUAAAGCAUCUGGACAUGAGUGGAGUCCUACUGUCCAAUUUCUGUAUGAUGCCUCUCAGGGUUCUCCUAGAGAGAGUGGCAGACACUCUUGAAACUCUGGAGUUAGAGGGGUGUGGGAUAAAGGACUCUCAGCUCAGUUUCUUCCUCCCUGCCCUCAGCCAAUGCUCCAAGCUCACCAAGGUCAACUUUUAUACCAAUGACUUCUCCAUGAAUGUCUUGAGUGACCUUCUCCACCACACAGCCAACUUGAGCAAGAUGACCAUGGAGCAGUACCCUGCCCCUCGGGAGUGCUAUGAGCUGGGUGUGGUCUCCAUAGAGAGAUUUGUACAAGUUUGCCCUGUGCUCAUGGAUACACUCGGGGCGGUAAGGCAGCCCAAGAGCAUCUCCUUUGCUACAGAUGUGUGCAGUAGAUGCUCUAAGCGCUGUGUGUAUGAGCAGGAGACCAGGCUUUGCCCUUGCUUGCAGUAA